Messenger RNA from Sphaeroforma arctica JP610, 246 nucleotides. RefSeq lists its product as hypothetical. The annotation marks the transcript as partial. NCBI's taxonomy places the organism in Eukaryota, Ichthyosporea, Ichthyophonida. The transcript has a single exon. The record is from RefSeq and is a predicted model, not a curated record.
UGUGGGUCCAGUCAGAACGGCAAGAGGUUGUCUGUGUAUGGCAUUGAGACUGUACUGUGGGCUGGGCAUGCCAUCGCGUGCGACGGUCUAGGCCAAUCAAUGACCGAGGUGUCUGUCAGCUGCUCUGAGCAUACGUUUGUAGGGAUGAAGCGAUGCAGCGGUUCCCCACUGAGAGACACUCCGAACACACUCACAGAACGGACCAAUAAUGCACACAGGAUACUGGAGAUGAGCUGUAUGGUGUAG